AUGGUCCGGGUGAUGCGGGAGAUGGCGGACUUCAUUGGGGCUGACCCAUGGGACCUAGUGUUCGUGCCCAACGCCACUACCGGGCUCAACGUGGCCAUUCAGGCGGCAGGACUGCGACCCGGCGACACGAUGUACAUGCUCAACAUCGGGUACGGCAGUGUUAAGAAGAUGGCGCAAGCUGCGUCGGCCUCAGCGGCGGGGAAAGGCGCUGGUACGGCAGCUGCUGUCGGCGAAGGCGAGGCGCCCGGUGGCAUUAACGUAGUAUACGGCGAAGUGAAGUUUCCCAUCAGCACCCCGCAGGACAUCGUGGACUUAGUCGCCUCCUCAAUGCCUUCCGACACACGGCUGGCGGUGUUCGACAGCGUCACCUCGAAUACGGCAUUGGUACUGCCUGUACGACAGCUCAUACAGCUAUGCAAGAGCAGGGGGGUGCAGGUGCUCAUUGACGGGGCUCAUGCCGUGGGGCAGCUGCACAUCGACCUACGAAACGGGGGCUGUGUACGGCCGCUGGUGGUUAGCCACGGAUCAGGAAGCGGCUUCACAUCGGACUUCAUUUGGGACGGCUGCCGUGACUACACCCCCUACCUGGCUACAUCCUCCGCUCUAGCGCUGUGGCGGGCGCUGGACCCCGCACGAGUCCGGCGCUACUGCCGGGGGCUGCUGCGGGAGGCGGUAGCUCUGCUGACCAGUCGGUGGGGGGGCCGGCUGCUGGCGCCCUCCCUGGAGAUGUGCGGGUGCAUGGCGCUGGUAGAGCUGCCCGAGGGCCUGGCGGAGUCGGAUCCCGCCACCUCGACGGACGCCAAGUACGUCCAGGACCUGUUGCACCACGUGCACUCCGUGGAGUGUCCCGUCAAGUGUAUCCAGGGCCGCCUCUAUGUACGAAUUUCCGUACACAUUUACAACAUUUUGGAUGAUUACGAACGGCUGGCUGAGGCUGUGGAGCGCAUUGCGGCCUCUCUGGCCGCCGGCACCGUUAUGGAGCCGCAAGCAGGAGGGCUGACUGUAGACGAGACAAAGGCCGCACAAGAAGCAGCCGCCGAGGACGGCCGGAUGCAGUGA
Messenger RNA from Volvox carteri f. nagariensis, 1059 nucleotides. RefSeq lists its product as uncharacterized. The record is from RefSeq and is a predicted model, not a curated record. Bases 1 to 1059 code for a protein of 352 amino acids. The transcript has 10 exons. NCBI's taxonomy places the organism in Eukaryota, Viridiplantae, Chlorophyta, Chlorophyceae, Chlamydomonadales, Volvocaceae.